AUGUCGUCGAGUGCUUUCAUCUAUUGCCUUCAGUACGAGAAUGUGGCCUUCACUGUCCCCACCCAGGACCAGGUCCUCGUUCCCGAGACCCUCCUCAAGAAGCGCAAGAGCCAGGAGCAGGCUCGCGCUGUUGCCCGUGAGGAGGCCCAGAAGAAGAAGGAGGCCAACAAGGAGAAGCGUGCCGUCAUCUUCAAGCGCGCCGAGUCCUACGUCAAGGAGUACCGCGAUGCUGAGCGCGAGAAGAUCCGCCUGUCCCGCGUUUCCCGCCAGGAGGGUAACUUCUACGUUCCUGAGGAGCCCAAGCUUGUCUUCGUUGUCCGUAUCAAGGGUAUCAACAAGAUCUCUCCCCAGCCCCGUAAGAUCUUGCAGCUCCUCCGUCUGCUCCAGAUCAACAACGGUACCUUCAUCCGCCUUACCAAGGCUACCCAGGAGAUGUUGACCAUCAUCAACCCCUACAUCGCCUACGGUUACCCCAACCUUAAGUCCGUCCGUGAGCUCAUCUACAAGCGCGGUUACGGUAAGGUCAACAAGGAGCGUGUUCCCCUCACCGACAACCAGAUCAUCGAGGAGCACCUCGGCAAGUACGGCAUCGUCUGUAUGGAGGAUUUGAUCCACGAGAUCUACACCGUUGGUCCCAACUUCAAGCAGGCCAACAACUUCCUCUGGCCCUUCAAGCUCUCCAACCCCACCGGUGGCUUCCACACCCGCAAGUUCAAGCACUUCAUCGAGGGUGGUGACUACGGUAACCGUGAGGAGAACAUCAACGCUCUCAUCCGCCAGAUGAACUAA
Messenger RNA from Aspergillus homomorphus CBS 101889, 789 nucleotides. RefSeq names its product 60S ribosomal protein uL30. Bases 1 to 789 code for a protein of 262 amino acids. Gene Ontology annotation, molecular function: RNA binding; structural constituent of ribosome. The record is from RefSeq and is a predicted model, not a curated record. The transcript has 4 exons. Gene Ontology annotation, cellular component: cytosolic large ribosomal subunit. Gene Ontology annotation, biological process: maturation of LSU-rRNA from tricistronic rRNA transcript (SSU-rRNA, 5.8S rRNA, LSU-rRNA). Lineage: Eukaryota; Fungi; Ascomycota; Eurotiomycetes; Eurotiales; Aspergillaceae.